Effrenium voratum is the source of this 1746-nucleotide messenger RNA. Lineage: Eukaryota; Dinophyceae; Suessiales; Symbiodiniaceae. The record is from the annotation of a GenBank genome assembly.
AUGGCUUUUGGACCCGCAGACGUGGGUGCUACUUUCUGCGUACGUUGCCUCCUGGCGCGCCCCAUGUUGAGGCCCUGGCUGCUGCUGGCGGCGGCGGCCCUUGCUCAGCAGGUGGACCCCCUUGGAGAUGAGGACACCAAGAAUGCUGGCAUCCGCAUCUCAGUGAAUGGACAUGAUACCGCGCAGUUCGUGAUGCUGGAUUCGAGAUGGCGAUAUCUCUACACUGUGGACGGCAAGAGUUGCGCAUCUGUGUCAACUGACCCCGGUGACAUGGAAAGGUGCUACCUGCAAGGCCUCAAAGCUUCCAGGUACUCGGACAGCUACGGUGUCUUUGUGGGUUCUCCGAACAAUAGAGCUGUUACGCUGCGCUAUGCCACGAAGGACCCAGAUGCUCCAACACCCAACUAUGGCUCUCGCGUUUACUUGACAGAUGGUGAGGGCUACACUCAAUUUGCGCCCCUCUCGGGGGAGAUCUCUUUUGACAUCGACAUCAGCAAAGUUCCAGCUGGAAUGAAUGCUGCGGUAUACCUGGUUUCGAUGGAUACUUAUGGGAACAUGAAUAGCAUCAGCAACAGCGGCGUCAUGAAUGUUGCGGGCUGGCGGCGUGGUCUGGGUUAUUGUGACGCCCAAUGCCCUACGGACCUCCGCUUUGUGCAGGACAAAGGCUUCAACCAGAACAAUCACUAUGCCUCCUGCUGUCCGGAGAUGGACCUGUUCGAGGCAAACCGCUUCGUUUCUGCCAUGACUGCGCACCCAUGCAAGUUGACGUCGGAGAGUGUGUGCGACGCGUCCAAGAACAAGAAGUGCAAAGCGGAAUGCGACAGCAAUGGAGCUGACGUGAACACUUUUCGCGAGUAUGGCCCCGGGCAUGCUCUCUUCAACAACGUGGAUGUGAUGCUGCCCUUCACGGUUACAACUCGCUUCAUCACCGACAAUGGUUAUGCAAACGGCACCCUGGUGGAAAUCGAGCAAGAGCUGAUUCAGAAUGGCCGCGCCUUCAAGACCAGCCUCACCGACCAGGGAGCUGCCGACACGGCGGAGAAGUUCAGGAGUACAAAUCCCUUCGGACAGGUUUAUGGCGGACUGGCGCAGAUGGGCAAGUCUUUGCGCGCUGGCAUGGUGCUGGUGAUUGCACUCUGGUCCGAUGCAGGUGCAAAUAUGAAUUGGCUUCUUGGCAUCAACCACUUGCUCCACUGGCUCGAUUCCUGCGACGCAAACAAGACAGAAUACGAGUGCGAAAAGCAUGCCAAGUUCGACGAUAUUGUUUGGGAGCAGGCACAAUCUGUCAAACCUGGCAUUUGGCGUGGUCCCGUCGACUACUACCCGGACUUUGCAGAAUCUUUCGAAACGAAAGAUGUUGCCUUCAACUAUGCCGGGAUCCCUCUCCAGAUCAAACGUCAGGUGGCGUUUAGCUGCCGAGGCUGUGAGACCAAAGACGCGCCCUGUGACUGUGCCAGUGUCCCAUAUGCCUUCACCGUCAGCAACAUCGAGGUGACGCACCAACCACCACGAAAGCAGAAACCCACGAAGCCGAGUCCAUCUCCAGGUGGAGGCGGUGGAGAUGGAAGUCAUUUAGUGAUGCAAAUCCUAGUGCCCAUGGGUAUUGCUCUGGCAGUGGCAGCGUGCUUGGCCUUCCUUUGCUGCUAUGUUUGCAGCGAGGAUGAUGUGGAGAAUGUCAGAGUCAGAAGACGAAGGAAGAAGUUGGUGAAGUGCCAGGACACGUCUGAGAGCAGCAGCGAUUCUUAG